Molecule: messenger RNA, 2307 nt
Organism: Camellia sinensis
Lineage: Eukaryota; Viridiplantae; Streptophyta; Magnoliopsida; Ericales; Theaceae
Source: RefSeq, a predicted model, not a curated record
AUGCAAAUUUCUAAUUCCUUAGGAUCUUUGAAAAGCUUGAGAUACCUUGACCUCUCUUGGUCAAUUUUCAAUGCAACGAUUCCUCAUAAUCUGGGAAAUCUUUCAAGGUUGCAGUAUCUCAACCUUAGCUAUAAUUAUUUACCUGGUCCAAUUCCUGAUACACUUGGAAGGUUGACCUCUCUCACAGUCCUUGACCUUUCAAGUAACAACUUCAAUGAUUCAAUGUCGUAUUCUUUGUGUAACCUGAGCAGUCUUGUCCAUAUAGAUCUUAGUUAUAAUAGCCUUAGAGGUGCAAUCCCCCAUUGCCUUGGGAAUCUUGCUUCUCUUUCCAUCCUCAGGUUGAAUGCAAAUUAUUAUCUUCAAGGUCCAAUUCCAAACUUGGAUCUUUCCAACAACCAGAUCAAAGGAAAGGUGCUGACAUUUCAAAAAUGUAAAUAUAGAGGGCCCACUAAAUCGUUACAAUUGAGUUCUAACAGAUUUGAGGGCCCACUAACACCGCUUCCUUCAUAUGUUGAUCUCUUAGAUCUCUCCAACAACUCCCUUUCAGGACCUAUUACUGUGAGUGAUGAUAAUGCAUUCACAUCUCUUGGUCUCUCAAAUAACCAUUUGACUGGUGUCAUUUCAGUGUCUUUGUGCAAGGCAAAGAAUAUAGAUCUUAUUGAUUUCUCAAACAAUCAGUUAUCAGGAAAAAUUCCUCCUUGCUUGGGGCAGUUGAAUCAAUUGUCGGUGCUAGAUUUGACGAAUAAUAGUCUAUAUGGUGAAAUUCCAAGUUCUUUGGGUUCCCUACAAUCUCUCAAUUCCUUGCACUUGCGUAACAAUAAUUUUUUCGGGAAGCUUCCUUUGUCCUUACAGAAUUUGACAAAUCUUUUCACCAUUGAUCUAGGUGAAAAUGUGUUCACUGAUAAUAUCCCUUCAUGGAUUGGAUAUAACCUAACUAAUCUUAAAUUUCUCAAUCUUCAAUCAAAUAAUUUCUAUGGUGAUAUUCCUCCACAACUCUGUUGUCUCCAAAAUUUGCAAUUGUUGAACUUGGCACAAAAUAACAUAACGGGAAAUAUCCCUCGUUGUUUUGGCAACUUCACUGCCAUGGUUGACCUACAUCGUGGGCACUUUUCUUAUCGAUUUAAUUAUUCUAUUGAAGCAAAUUAUGAAGAGAACAUUUUGGAUUCAAUGAAAGGAAGAGAACUGGAAUACACCAAGACACUCAAAUUUCUCGUCUCCAUGGACCUUUCGAACAAUGGCAUUGUUGGAGAGAUUCCAGAAGAGUUAAUGGAUCUUUCUGGGUUGCUGAACUUGAAUUUAUCUGGAAAUCAUCUAAAAGGAAGGAUCCCUAAUAGUAUUGGCAAUUUGACACAAUUGGAAUCUCUUGAUUUGUCUCGAAACAAACUUUCUGGCCCCAUUCCUUCAAGUCUGUCCAGUUUACGCUACCUAAGUUAUUUGAACAUGUCAUUCAAUAAUUUAUCAGGGCGAAUACCAACGGGAAAUCAACUUCGAACUCUCGACGAUCCUUCCAUUUAUAUAGGCAACGAUGAUGGCCUUUGUGGUGCACCACUAAACAGCUGCCUCGAUGAUAAAUCAUCGGAUGGUGAUCACAAACAUGGUGAUGAGGGUAAAGUUGCAGAUGAAACUGAUUUUUUGUGGUUCUAUGCUGGCAUUGGACCUGGUUUCUCGGUUGGGUUUUUGGGGGUCUGUGGCACUUUGAAUUUCAAGAAGUCUUGGAGGUAUGCGUACUUCCAGUUCAUCGAAAACAACUACAAUUGGAUAUUAGUAACCAUAGCAAUCAAAUUCGCUCAGCUAAAGAAGAAAUUCAACGAAAAAAAAUUUGGAAGAUGAAUACAUCUCCCAAUUGGUUUGUCUCUCUCUCUCUCUCUCUCUCUCUCUCUCUCUCUCUCUCUCAUAUCAUGUACAUACAUUACCUCUUUAUCUUGUGAUAAUUUCGACGUGUACAUCAAAUUUCCAUCUUCAUACCCCAUGAUUUUUCUUGCAUGAAUCUUUUGAAUUUUUUUCAUUUCCUUACCAUCAUUAACAUAACAAUGCUAAUCAUGUUAAUGAUUUUUGGAAUAUCAUCACGACUUGAAGAAUAACCAUUCAUAUUUUGAAGUGGAGGUAGUGAUAUUUCCAGAUUAUCAUCAAAACAUGUCUUACAUUCAAGAUCAUACAGUAAAGUGUACAGAUUAAUUUCCACCUAAUUUCUUUACCAAAAGAGCCAAAAUUCUUUGUCACAUGCUUAAAAACAUUGAAACAAAUGCAAGUUUGCUGUUUUACAUUUCUCAAAUAAUUUUUCAAAAGUCAUUUGUUGCAUUAUUUCAG